GGCUCCUCCCACCCAAGAUGGCGGACGGUCUCCCCGAGCAUGAGCGGAUCCUGCAGGAGAUCGAGAGCACGGACACUGCCUGCGUGGGGCCCACGCUGCGGUCUGUUUAUGAUGACCAGCCAAAUGCACACCAAAGGUUUAUGGAAAAACUGGAUGCCUGUAUACGUAAUCAUGACAGGGAGAUUGAAAAGAUGUGCAAUUUUCACCAUCAAGGAUUUGUGGAUGCUAUUACAGAACUACUUAAAGUAAGGGCUGAUGCAGAAAAAUUAAAGGUUCAAGUUACUGAUACCAACCGAAGGCUUCAAGAUGCUGGGAAAGAGGUGAUAGCCCAGACUGAGGAAAUCAUCCGAUGCAGGGUUCAGCAGCAGAAUAUUACUACAGUAGUGGAAAAACUGCAGUUAUGUCUUCCAGUACUGGAAAUGUACAGCAAACUUAAAGAACAGAUGAAAGUAAAAAGGUAUUAUUCUGCUUUAAAAACAAUGGAACAGCUAGAAAAUAUAUACCUUCCUAGAGUUAGUCAAUAUCGCUUUUGCCAGAUAAUGAUAGAUAACCUCCCAAAACUGCGUGAGGAAAUUAAAGAAAUUUCCAUGUCUGAUCUUAAGGACUUUUUGGAGAGCAUUCGAAAGCAUUCUGACAAAAUUGGAGAAACUGCAAUGAAGCAGGCACAGCAGCAGAAAACCUUUAAUACUGCUCUUCAGAAACAGAAUAAUGUUGGCUAUGGGAGGAAUAUGCACACAAUGAAUGUUAGAGUUCCAGAAUCCAAGAGUGAAAUUCCAUCUAAGCGAACCUUUGAGGAAGAUGAUGAACAUGAAGAAGAGGUUUUAACGGCUCAUGAUCUUGUAGAUUUUUCUCCUGUUUAUAGAUGUUUGCACAUCUAUUCAGUUUUGGGUGAUGGAGAGACUUUUGAAAACUACUACAGAAAACAAAGACGGAAACAAGCCAGAUUGGUGCUGCAGCCACAAUCGAGCAUGCAUGAAACAGUUGAAGGUUACAGAAGAUAUUUCAGUCAAAUUGUAGGUUUCUUCGUAGUGGAAGAUCACAUUUUACAUGUGACCCAGGGACUGGUAACUAGAGCAUACACUGAUGAACUGUGGAACAUGGCACUUUCAAAGAUCAUUGCUGUCCUUAGAACCCAUUCAUCAUAUUGCACUGAUCCUGAUCUUGUUUUGGAGCUGAAAAAUCUGAUUGUGGUAUUUGCUGAUACUUUGCAGGGUUAUGGUUUUCCUGUGAAUCGACUAUUUGAUCUUUUAUUUGAAAUCAGAGAUCAGUACAAUGAAACAUUGCUUAAAAAAUGGGCUGGGUUAUUCAGAGAUAUUUUUGAAGCAGAUAACUACAGCCCUAUUCCUGUAGCAAAUGAAGAGGAAUACAAAAUAGUGAUUAGCAAAUUUCCUUUUCAAGAUCCAGAAAUUGAUAAGCAGUCCUUCCCAAAGAAGCUUCCAAUGUCUCAGUCAGUGCCUCAGAUUUAUAUCCAGGUUAAAGAGUUUAUAUAUGCAAGCCUUAAAUUUUCAGAGUCACUUCACCGCAGUUCCACAGAAAUAGAUGAUAUGCUUAGAAAAUCUACCAAUUUGCUGCUAACCAGAACUUUGAGUAGUUGCUUACAGAACCUGAUCAAAAAGCCUCACAUAGGUUUAACAGAGCUUGUUCAAAUCAUCAUAAAUACAACACACUUGGAACAAGCCUGCAAAUACCUUGAAGACUUUAUAACUAAUAUUACAAAUAUUUCUCAAGAGACUGUUCAUACUGCAAGACUUUAUGGACUUUCUACUUUUAAGGAUGCAAGACAUGCUGCAGAAGGGGAGAUAUACACCAAACUUAACCAAAAAAUUGAUGAAUUUAUUCAGCUUGCUGAUUAUGACUGGACCAUGUCUGAGCCAGAUGGAAGAGCGAGUGGAUACUUAAUGGACCUUAUUAAUUUCUUAAGAAGCACAUUUCAAGUUUUUACUCACUUGCCUAAUAGCAACAAUGACCAUGCAGCUAUGUCGGGAAAAGUGGCCCAGACAGCUUGCAUGUCAGCCUGCCAACAUCUUUCAACAUCCCUGAUGCAAAUGCUACUGGACAGUGAGUUAAAACAGAUAAGCAUGGGAGCCAUUCAGCAGUUUAACUUAGAUGUCAUACAGUGUGAAUUGUUCGCUAGCUCUGAGCCUGUGCCAGGAUUCCAGGGAGACACCCUGCAGUUAGCUUUCAUCGACCUCAGACAACUCCUGGACCUUUUCAUGGUGUGGGACUGGUCUACCUACCUGGCUGACUACGGGCAGCCGACUUCGAAGUACCUGCGAGUGAAUCCAAGCACAGCCCUCACGCUGCUGGAGAAAGUUCACCGAGGAAUGAAGGACACCAGCAAAAAGAACAACAUUUUUGCUCAGUUCCGCAAGAACGAUCGGGACAAGCAGAAGCUCAUCGAGACCGUAGUCAAGCAGCUUCGCAGUCUGGUGAAUGGCAUGUCGCAGCACGCGUAGGCCGCCCGCGCGGCCCGGGCUCACGCCGGGAUGUCUCCUCGGCUGAACCGAGCAAACCCGCGGCAGAGGCGGCCAGCAGCCAGCCCGCCUUUGGACGUGUUUUUAACGAAUGCUAACUAUUUUAUAUGUUGUAAAACGGGGCAAAUGGGGCUGCGGCAUUAAAAAAAAUCAACCCGAUUGUACAUGACGGGGCUGAACUGUGUAAAUACUUUAUUUAAGAGCCUGUGCACUCUGUGUGGGGCUUUGGCUCCGGAUAGAAACGACUUGAGAGAGGUUUCGCUCUGACCCUUCAAUUGCAUUUUUCUGAAUAAAUUCCGAUUAAAUCCUAAUCUGAUAUUUUUAAACGUUGAAACUUU
This is a messenger RNA of Alligator mississippiensis (American alligator), 2812 nucleotides long. RefSeq names its product exocyst complex component 6 (gene EXOC6). The coding region runs from base 18 to 2456 and encodes 812 amino acids. The transcript is spliced from 24 exons. Gene Ontology annotation, cellular component: exocyst; membrane. NCBI's taxonomy places the organism in Eukaryota, Metazoa, Chordata, Crocodylia, Alligatoridae. The record is from RefSeq and is a predicted model, not a curated record. Gene Ontology annotation, biological process: intracellular protein transport; exocytosis; Golgi to plasma membrane transport.